This is a messenger RNA of Arabidopsis thaliana (thale cress), 375 nucleotides long. RefSeq names its product Trm112p-like protein. Gene Ontology annotation, molecular function: protein heterodimerization activity. Bases 1 to 375 code for a protein of 124 amino acids. The record is from RefSeq and is marked reviewed. The transcript has a single exon. Lineage: Eukaryota; Viridiplantae; Streptophyta; Magnoliopsida; Brassicales; Brassicaceae.
AUGAGGUUGAUAGUGCACAAUAUGUUGUCUUGCAACAUUAAAGGAGUGGUCAACAAGUUUCCUCUGCGAAUCGAAGCGGAGAAGGUAACAGUAAAAGAGGUUGAUUUCAACCCGGAUUUUCUCAGGUACAUGUUUGCCAAAAUCGAUUGGAAGGCUCUAGUGGAUGGUGCACGUUCUAUGGAAUACACCGAACUUCCCGAUAACGCACCAGACACGACGACGCUGGAAUCUGACGAAACAUUCCUAAGGAAAUUCCACCACGCGUUGCUCGAGCUUCACCUUGAGGAAGGCUCACUCGUCUGCCCAGAAACCGGUAGGAAGUUUUCGGUUAGCAAAGGAAUUCCCAAUAUGCUUCUCCACGAAGAUGAAGUUUAA